AAAUGAAAUACAAGUUACUGUUCGGUUCCAUGCAUAACAGUAGAACUGAUUCUAAAAUACAAAUUCUUUUACCACAUACAGAUAUCACAAAGCCAUUAAAAAUGACAAUACCCCAUAUAAGCUAUUAUAUAUGGCAAAAGUAUCUUCACGUGUAAUCUUUACUGGAAUAGUUAGGCGGCUAGAUGCAAUCACGCGAGCAUUUAAAGAUAAAAACUGGAAUCAAAUACUUUUCGAGAGAUGAACUGCAUAAAUUUUCAGAGUUUAGAAGUACGUUAGAUAUGUGAUAGUCGGAGAAAACCGAUUGAAGUGAUAGUAUUUUGCUCUUCGCAAGUCCUUUUCCAUGUAUCCCGUCUCACGUUCUUGGAUGAUGUCUAUUUCAAUCCAAAAAGUGACCCAUAUGUUGUUGUCCCACAAUUUCUUGGACUGUUCUAUGUAUCUAGCCACAAGCUAAAUGCGCUCAGGACAAAACUAGAGGAUACUUUGGUCCAUGCAUUAAAUCAAAACUUCCUUUUCAUCAACAUGCAGCAGAAGAGUGUAAAACUCAGUCACAAGAGAAUUAUUUCCCACCACAAAUAACUAAUCGUCAGCUUUAUCAUCUUACCUUCUGUAUCUUCUAACUACCCUACCAGCAGAAAAUCUAUCAAACAUAAAGAUACUAAGCCAUCAAGCCCAGCAAAUCACAUAUUUUCUCAUAAAUUUUGCAGCAGAAAUUCAAAUAGUGUUAGGCACUUCAUCCCAUGAAGGGUAGUUCUAAGAAACUAAGCAAGAUCAUACAGAGAUGGAGGAGAGGGAAAAAUGGUCAGUUUGUUGUCUACUCAAAAGAUAACAAAAGGUUUGUUGUUCCUCUGUGUUAUCUGAACCAUCCUAUAUUCAGAGUGCUGUUGGAGAUGGCUGAAGAGGAGUAUGGAUUGCCGAUUCAAGGGCCUCUAAGAGUUCCUUGUGAGAAAGAAUUAGUGGAGUACCUUCUUGGUGUGUUUGGUAAGGCAGAUUCAAUAACAUUAGAGAGUUUCAAAGAAGAAAAUAAAGCUAAACUCUUGUCCACUGUACUGUUUAGUUAUGUCUAAUACUAUAUACCAAAUAUGCUCUUUAUUCUAUGUUUAGCGAUGAAAGAAUCCUAUCGAGAACGUAGGAACGUAUUUUAUCUAAUGCAAAGUGCCUAGAGGUUUCUAUCUCA
Messenger RNA from Olea europaea var. sylvestris, 1174 nucleotides. RefSeq names its product auxin-responsive protein SAUR66-like. The transcript has a single exon. Gene Ontology annotation, biological process: response to auxin. The record is from RefSeq and is a predicted model, not a curated record. Bases 738 to 1064 code for a protein of 108 amino acids. Lineage: Eukaryota; Viridiplantae; Streptophyta; Magnoliopsida; Lamiales; Oleaceae.